AUGGGUCAACAUCAACCAAUACUUCCUUUAUUUAAAACAAAUUUAACACGACGACGUUUUCGUACAUGGCAAAUUCUUGCUUUAGUUGCUUUAGUUUUUCUUGGUUUAACAUUAAUUGCUGUUCGAUAUUUACCAACAGUUGUUAUUGAUCCUGUAUUAGUACUUAAAAAUCGAGAUUUUAAAGAUAUAUUUGUUCCACCAAUACCUCGUCCACCAAUAAAUUGGCCUCAUCAAAAUCAUAAUCAUUCUGUACAUUUAGCUGAUGAUCAAUCAAGAUUAAAACAACAAAUUGAUAAAAAUAAAGCCAAUUUAAUUAAUUUAGAUGGUGAUAAUCAUGAAAAUUCAAAUGAUAUUGAUGAAAAAACGAAAUUAUAUAAAACAUCAUCUCAAAAAUCAAUAUUACCUCAAGAAAAUAUAACACAAUUAUUUAGUCAUAUGUCUAUUGAAGAACUUAAAAAAAUUCAAUCAGUUGAUAUGCGUCGAGAAAAAGUUCGAGAGGUAGAUAAAUAUGAAUAUAAUCCAUCUGGUAAAGGUGCUCGAUCUGGAUAUGGUGCAUCAUCAAUGGGUGGUACACCACCAUCACCAUAUUUAACAGGUGGUACUCCUUUUUUUGAUGGAUAUGGACAAGUUGCUCCACAAGGUAAAAUGGGUAAAUAUGGUAAAUAUGCUGGUCAAAAUAAAAAUCUUUAUGGUACUGAUCCAAUGCAACAAGCUAUGUUAUUACCACCUCAAUCAGCUGCUGCAAUGCAAGCUCAAGCAGCUGCUAUGCUUCAAAUGCAACAAUAUAUGCAAGGACAAGGUGGUGCUGGUCAAUUUGCUGGUAUUCUUCCACCAAUUCAAAUGCCAUUAAGUGCUGCUCAACAAGCUGGAUUAGUUCCAACAAGUCAAGUUCAACCAUUUUAUGGUUUUGCUGGACAACAAGUUGGAACACCUUAUUUUGAUCCAAAUAGUGGAGCAUUUCAACAACAAGGUGCAUUUGCUCCUUAUCAACAACCAAAUAUGUAUGAUCCAUCAUCAGCAGCAGGAAUAUAUGCUGGUCCAUAUGGUUAUAUGCCAGCUGCUUUUUAG
Messenger RNA from Rotaria sp. Silwood1, 1068 nucleotides. Lineage: Eukaryota; Metazoa; Rotifera; Eurotatoria; Philodinida; Philodinidae. The record is from the annotation of a GenBank genome assembly.